Molecule: messenger RNA, 936 nt
Organism: Penaeus monodon (black tiger shrimp)
Lineage: Eukaryota; Metazoa; Arthropoda; Malacostraca; Decapoda; Penaeidae
Product: cell surface glycoprotein 1-like
Exons: 4
Coding region: 1-936 (311 amino acids)
Source: RefSeq, a predicted model, not a curated record
AUGGCGGCGUUAAUCUCCCGAAGGAACAGACCAACCCCGGAGGAACAGACUCACCCCAAAGGGAAACAAACCAAUCCCAAGGAACGACCCACCCCGAAGGAACAGACAAUCCGAAGGAACAGACAAUCCCAAGGGAAAACGCAAUCCCAAAGGAACAGCCCCAUCCCGAAGGGAACAGAUGCUCCUGGGAACAGACUCACCCUGGAGGACGAGGAAAACAGCCCAAACCCGAAGGAACAGACCCAUCCAAAGGGAACAGAUGCACCCCCUGGGGAACAGACUCACCUGGGGGAACAGAACCAAAACCCCGAGGAACAGCCAAUCCCGAAGGAGCAGCCCAAAUCCGGGGAGCAGCCCAAUCCCGAGAACAGCCCAACCCGGAGGAGCGCCCAACCCCGGGGGAACAGCCCAAUCCCGGAGGAACGCCCAAACCCCGGAGGACAGACCAACCCCGGAGGAACGCCCAAACUCCGGGGGAACAGACCAAUCCCGGGGGAACCCGCCAAACACCGGAGAAACAGCCAAAUCCCAGGGGAAAAAGACCAAUCCGAAAGGAGCGCCCAACCCCGGGGGAGCAGACCAAUCCGGAGGAACAAACCAACUCCGGGGAAGGAGCAGCCCAAACCCCGGGGGAACAGACCAACCCCCGGGGAACAGCCCAACCCCGGAGGACACCUACCCCGGGGGAAACAGCCCAACUCCGAGGAGCGACCCUCCCGGAGGAAAAAGACCAACCCGGGAGGAGCAGCCACCCCGGAGGAACAGCCCAAUCCGGGGGGAAAUGACCAACCCCGAGGAAAACCAACCCGGAGGAACAGACCUAUCCCCGAGGAACAGCCCAAUCCCGAAGGAGAGCCCAAUCCCGGGGAGCAACCAACCCCGAGGAAACAGCCCAAACUCCGGAGGAGCAGACCAAUCCCGGGAGGAACAGACUAA